Morone saxatilis (striped sea-bass) is the source of this 2942-nucleotide messenger RNA. Its product is annotated as calcium-binding mitochondrial carrier protein Aralar2. The coding region runs from base 58 to 2094 and encodes 678 amino acids. The record is from RefSeq and is a predicted model, not a curated record. The transcript has 18 exons. Gene Ontology annotation, biological process: malate-aspartate shuttle; L-glutamate transmembrane transport; aspartate transmembrane transport. Gene Ontology annotation, molecular function: L-glutamate transmembrane transporter activity; L-aspartate transmembrane transporter activity; calcium ion binding. NCBI's taxonomy places the organism in Eukaryota, Metazoa, Chordata, Actinopteri, Moronidae.
GAACGUCGUCACGCAGGAGGAAGUGAACGGGACUAUUUGACAGUGAGCUUGCUAAGCAUGGCAGCAAAGGCAGUUCUGCCUAGGAGGGCCGACCCCACUGAGCUGAAAGCCAUUUUUGAAAAGUAUGCCAGCGUCAAGAAGAAUGGCGACUGCUUCAUGUCGCCGCAGGACUUUGUGAACCGUUUCCUCCAUGCCCACACAGAUAUCCGUCUGUCGGAUGAGGCCACAAAGCUGCUGGCUGGAGUGGUGGAUCAGAAGAAAGAUGGGUUGAUCUCCUUCCAGGAGUUUGUAGCGUUCGAGUCAGUGCUGUGUGCCCCAGACUCCCUCUUCAUGGUUGCUUUUCUGCUUUUUGAUAAAGCAGGCAGUGGAGUGACCUCUUUUGAGGAUGUGAAGCAGGUCUUCAACCAGACCACCAUCCACCAGCACAUCCCCUUUAACUGGGACUCUGAGUUCAUACGGCUGCACUUUGGCACACAGAGGGACAAACAGCUCAGCUAUGGAGAAUUCACCCAGUUUCUCCUGGAGAUGCAGCUGGAACAUGCGCGGCAGGCUUUCAUCCAGCGGGACCAAGCCCACAGCGGCUCUGUGUCAGCCCUGGACUUCAGGGACAUCAUGGUCACCAUCCGGCCGCACAUGCUCACACCCUUCGUGGAGGAAUGCCUCGUGGCGGUUGCGGGUGGCAGCACGUCUCACCAGGUCAGCUUCUCAUACUUCAACGGCUUCAAUUCGCUUCUCAACAACAUGGAGCUGAUCAGAAAGAUCUACAGCACCCUGGCUGGCCACCGCCGAGAUGUGGAAGUCACCAAAGAGGAAUUCAUUGUUGCAGCUCAGAGGUUUGGCCAGGUGACACCCAUGGAAGUCGACAUCCUCUUUCAGCUGGCUGACCUGUCAGACCCCCGUGGACGUGUUGGUUUAGUGGACAUUGAGAACAUCGCUCCACUGGAGGAAGGCGCCCUGCCCUACAACUUGGCUGAGGUCCAGAGACAGCAGUUGGGCAGUGACGGCUCCCGCCCCAUCCUCGUCCAGGUGGCAGAAUCGGGCUACAGGUUCACCCUUGGCUCAGUGGCAGGGGCUGUGGGUGCUACAGCAGUGUACCCCAUUGAUCUGGUGAAGACACGUAUGCAAAACCAGAGGAGCAGUGGCUCCCUGGUGGGAGAGCUCAUGUACAAGAGCAGCUUCGACUGCUUCAAGAAGGUGGUGCGCUACGAGGGCUUCUUUGGCCUUUACCGAGGUCUUGUACCACAGCUACUGGGUGUGGCACCCGAGAAAGCCAUAAAGCUCACAGUGAAUGACUUUGUGCGAGGAAAGACCCGGCAGAGAGAUGGCACAGUCCCGCUGCCCGCUGAGAUCCUGGCCGGUGGAUGUGCUGGUGGCUCCCAGGUGAUCUUCACCAACCCUCUGGAGAUUGUAAAGAUCCGUCUGCAGGUGGCGGGAGAGAUCACCACAGGGCCACGGGUCAGUGCCCUGUCUGUCAUCAGGGACCUAGGCUUCUUUGGACUUUACAAGGGUUCCAAGGCCUGUUUCUUGCGGGACAUCCCCUUCUCAGCCAUCUACUUCCCCUGCUAUGCCCACACUAAGGCUUACCUCUCUGAUGAGGACGGACGGAUAGGGCCAGCCAAGAUGCUGUUUGCUGGAGCGCUGGCAGGCAUGCCGGCGGCCUCUCUGGUGACCCCAGCUGACGUGAUCAAGACCAGGCUACAGGUGGCGGCACGUGCCGGUCAGACCACUUACAGCGGCCUGGUGGACUGUUUCUGGAAGAUUCUGAGAGAAGAAGGACCCCGGGCUUUCUGGAAAGGAGCUGGAGCUCGCGUCUUCAGAUCCUCGCCUCAGUUUGGAGUGACCUUGGUGACCUAUGAGCUCCUGCAGCGCUGGUUCUAUAUUGACUUCGGAGGACAAAAGCCAGCUGGCUCAGAGCCCACCCCCAAGUCUCGGAUCAGCUUGCCGGCGCCCAACCCCGACCACAUCGGAGGCUUCAGGUUGGCCGUGGCCACGUUCGCUGGCAUCGAGAACAAGUUUGGACUCCAUCUCCCACGCUACACGGUGCAGACGGUAGCAACGGCAGCGGCGGCCCCCUCCAAUGCGAGCACCCCCUGAACCUCCAAUGGUGGGGAGUAAGUGAGAAGUGAAAGAGAGGGCUAGAAUGUUUUCCACCAAGCCAUUGUUUUUAGUAUUUAAAGUUACUUAUUUGUUAUUGUUUCUUCUUAUAAUCAUAUAUAUGGUAGUUCAUAUGCAACCAUAUGGAUUAGUGAGCCAGUUAGCACAGGUACGCAAAGAAAAGUCUUUGUAGCACUCGUGUCGUAUUUAUUUUACCUUUGACUGACAUUGUAUAGAGUUGUAUUAUAAUGUGGUUUUGUUUUUAAUACAGUUGGUACAGUAUAUGCACACAGGCAGCAGAAGGGCUGGCAGUUGUUUACUGCUGAGAACUGAUGCUUUUUUGGGGGGAAAUAGUAUCAAAAACUACAUACAGUUGCAGCUUCUUCCAGUGUCUUCCUUUUGUUUGCUUGAUAAUCCAAAGCACAUUCCUCGUGUGAUCAUGUAGCUGGCCAAAAAAAAAAAGAUUGAUCAUAAAUAUGGCACUUCUGUAUAUACGAGAAAUCCAGAGACAUAUUUUCAUAUCUAUAUGGCUAUUUUGGUCCUGAGUUGCUCUUUCAAAAGUGUGCUAAUUUGAUCAAAUGCAUCUACAAGAAUAUGACCAAAAAAAGUACUUGAAUGUAAAGACACAGUGUAACAGUCAGACUGUAAACAAUGUUUACUGUUGUAAGAUGUUUGGUUUCAGGUCUAAAUGUAAGCAGAUGUGUAAAUAUCUGAGACAGCUGGCACCGACUGCACUUCUGUGUUGUGUCACGACUGAGUAUUUAAAUUUGUACAGUACAGAGAAUGUAGGAGUUACAUAUGGUGUGUAAUAAUCGUGCCUUACUGUACGUAUGGCAGCAACAUGUGUA